Molecule: messenger RNA, 876 nt
Organism: Rodentolepis nana
Lineage: Eukaryota; Metazoa; Platyhelminthes; Cestoda; Cyclophyllidea; Hymenolepididae
Source: the annotation of a GenBank genome assembly
AUGGGCACGAAAAAAGUACAAAUGCUCAUUUGCACUCUCUUGGUAUUACUCAGCGCUCGGACACACUCGAGAUUCAUUACCUCCACUUCCGCACCUUCGCUUUCUCGAACAAUCAGAGCCGAUGAGAAGUCGGAGAUUACGGAGUUAAUUCAACAGCCCGAAAUCUGCAAGGAGUUUGUGGAAUCCAAAGUGAGUCCCAGAGGCACAAAGGGCGUUUCCCCUGCUGAUAUUUUUUAUAACCUCACAAUCGGCAAGGAUUUCACCACCUCUGGUCGGAAACCUGCUAAAAGCUACGUCUUUCAAUCACCCAAUUUUCCUCGUGAAUAUCCUAUGAAUAUCGAUUGUUUUAAGUUAAUUAAAGCCCCAUCGGAAGAUCAUAGGAUAUUCCUACAAAUUCUCCGACCAUUUGCCGUUGAACCUGAUGCACAAUGUUUCCUGGACUUUCUUGAAGUACGCGACGGGGCAUUCGGAUUUUCUCCGCUUAUUGGUCGAUUUUGUUCACGACUCCCACCACCUGAUGAGGAGAUACGCUCGUCAGGUCGCUACCUCUGGCUUCGAUUUCGAAGUGACAGUACCCUGCGUCAUGCAGGUUUUCGUGCCACAUACCACUUUGAGAGAGUCGGUCGGUUGAGUGUGAUUCAAUUGAGUGAAGAUGAGCAAUGGACAAUGCGAAGUGGAUUUCUUACUCGUAGAUUGGAAUAUAUCAAUUAUGAGGAACGCCAACUACCUCUAGAAGCUGUCUUCGACAUUCGAUCACCUCCAGAAACAAAUGUAAGCCAAUAUUUGUGGAAGAAUGUUUCGUUCAUUGCUUCUGUCAAUUUUGUCUUAUUUGAACGCGGAAGUGAACCAGGAAAGAUUGACGUCAAUGACUUUUAG